This is a messenger RNA of Fragaria vesca subsp. vesca, 1491 nucleotides long. RefSeq lists its product as uncharacterized. Lineage: Eukaryota; Viridiplantae; Streptophyta; Magnoliopsida; Rosales; Rosaceae. Bases 73 to 1290 code for a protein of 405 amino acids. The record is from RefSeq and is a predicted model, not a curated record. The transcript has 3 exons.
UCCAUUUCCAAUCCGUCACUUUCUUCUCUUCAAAAUCCCGCAAAUCCCAACUCCCCAAAAAAAAAAAAAAAAAUGUCAUGGCUCGCCCACUCGCUCUCUAAAUCCCUCCGGCUCGACGACGACGACGACGCCGAAGAUCACGACGUCGUCCGGCCCCACCCCAACCACAAUGAAGCUCACGUCCCACCGACCACCAUCGCCUCCACCAAAUUACUCAAUGAAAUUGAAUCCGACGCAAACGAACAAGAAUUUGAAGACGCCCAAACGCGUGGCGUCAAGGACGACCUCUCGGAAUUCCAGCAAACCCUAACGCGUCAAUUCUGGGGCGUCGCCUCCUUCCUUGCUCCACCGCCACAGUCGUCUGAUCGAUUGGCUGAUCCGCCCGAUUGCGAUCGAUCCGAGCCGCCCGAUCAACCGCCGAUGGCGUCCAAUGAAGACGAAGAAGAAGAAGAGGAGGAGGAGAGCGCGGUUGGUGUCACUGAGGAGGUGUUGAACUUCGCUAGAAACAUCGCGAUGCAUCCAGAGACGUGGUUGGACUUUCCUCUUGAUGAAGAAGAAGACUUGGGAGAUUUUGAAAUGUCUGAUGCCCAGCAAGAGCAUACUAUGAUAGUUGAACAUCUUGCGCCGAGAUUAGCUGCUUUGAGAAUUGAGCUCUGUCCGUGCCAUAUGAGCGAGAGUUACUUCUGGAAAGUCUAUUUCGUUCUUCUGCAUUCAAGACUCAACAAGCAGGAUGCUGAGAUUUUGUCCACACCUCAGGUAAUGGAAGCCAGAGGGAUGUGGAUGCAAGAGCUACAAUGUCAGACUCCAUCAAGUUCUAAAAUGUCAGAACAUGAAUGGUUUGGAAGAAGCACUUCACGUUUAAAAGAGAGUUCAACUACAAUUCAUGAAGAGUAUGAUGAUUACUCUCCAGUCUCAUCACAUACUCCUCAUUAUGAGAAUACACUUCAUAGGACAUUUCCUUUUGAAUCAACCAUGCCCUCCACAGCCUAUGAGACUGAGAAGCACGCAGUUGAGAGUAAUGAUGUGCCAUUCAUUGAUAAGUCUGUUAUUGAAGAAAAUCCCUCCAUUAGGACUGAGGAUAACAAUGUGACAAUUGGUCCAUCCUCUCAGAUACUACUUAAUAGCUAUGACGAUGACGACGAUGAUGACUGGCCAGAGGAUGAUGAUGAAUUAUAUGGGCAUAGUGGCACAGCUAUUGCUUUGAUAAAUGAAGAAGACAUAUCUUUCAGUGAUCUUGAGGAUGAUGAUUUUCAGGCACCCUCCAAAUUAAAGCUCAACCCAAAGGAGUAAGAAAUAUUAAGGACAAUACAUGUAAAUGACUAUGCAUGGGCUCUGCUCAUUGGAGAAAAGAUGGUUACUUAAAGUCAUCUGAUGAACUGUAGGGGCAAGGAAUUUUAGAUAACUUGCAAAUUUCCUACUCAGUAGCCCUACGCGGGGACUCUUCUAAAUCACAUGUUGAACUGUCCUACUGAAUCGUCCUGCGCUGGGACG